Messenger RNA from Erinaceus europaeus (western European hedgehog), 370 nucleotides. RefSeq names its product coronin-2B-like. The record is from RefSeq and is a predicted model, not a curated record. The coding region runs from base 74 to 304 and encodes 76 amino acids. Gene Ontology annotation, biological process: actin filament organization. Gene Ontology annotation, molecular function: actin filament binding. Lineage: Eukaryota; Metazoa; Chordata; Mammalia; Eulipotyphla; Erinaceidae. The transcript is spliced from 3 exons.
CCCUCCCUCCUCCCCUUAUCCAUUAUCGAUGCUCCCGGGCUGAGCCAGCCUCCCGCGCCCCCGCUCCGCCUGCAUGACUGUCACAAAGAUGUCCUGGCGUCCGCAGUACCGCAGCUCCAAGUUCCGGAACGUGUACGGGAAGGUGGCCAGCCGGGAGCACUGCUUCGAUGGCGUCCCCAUCACCAAGAACGUACACGACAACCACUUCUGUGCCGUCAACGCCAGCUUCCUGGCCAUCGUCACCGAGAGUGCGGGCGGGGGCGCCUUCCUGGUCAUCCCGCUGGAGCAGAUAAACAACCCUUAAUAUAACAGAAGAAGGAUCAGGAAGACAGUUCUCAGGGUAAGGCUGUCCCAUAAAAUAUUUUAAAUA